CAGUCCUCACUGCAACCUGCAGAACCGUGUGGGAGUUUGCCUUCGUCCCUCCUGCGUCUGAGCUCCGUCUCCACUGGAAGCAUGAGCCGCCAAUUCACCUGCAAGUCGGGAGCUGCUGCCAAGGGGGGCUUCAGUGGCUGCUCGGCUGUGCUCUCGGGGGGCAGCUCGUCCUCCUACAGGGUAGGGGGCAAAGGGCUCAGCGGGGGCUUCGGAAGCAGGAGCCUGUACAACCUGGGCGGCGUCCGGAGCAUCACCCUCAACCUGGCCAGCGGCAGCGGGAAGAGCGGAGGGUAUGGAUUUGGCCGGGGCCGGGCCAGCGGCUUUGCUGGCAGCAUGUUUGGCAGUGUGGCCCUGGGACCUGUGUGCCCGACUGUGUGCCCGCCUGGAGGCAUCCACCAGGUCACCGUCAACGAGAGCCUCCUGGCCCCGCUCAACGUGGAGCUGGACCCCGAGAUCCAGAAAGUGCGGGCGCAGGAGCGGGAGCAGAUCAAGGCUCUGAACAACAAGUUCGCCUCCUUCAUCGAUAAGGUGCGGUUCCUGGAGCAGCAGAACCAGGUGCUGGAGACCAAGUGGGAGCUGCUGCAGCAGCUGGACCUGAACAACUGCAAGAACAACCUGGAGCCCAUCCUCGAGAGCUACAUUGGCAACCUGCGGAAGCAGCUGGAGGUGCUGUCCGGGGACAGGGUGAGGCUGGACUCGGAGCUGAGGAACGUGCGGGACGUGGUGGAGGACUACAAGAAGAGGUACGAGGAAGAAAUCAACAGGCGGACGGCUGCAGAGAACGAGUUUGUGCUGCUCAAGAAGGAUGUGGAUGCGGCUUAUGCCAAUAAGGUGGAGCUGCAGGCCAAGGUGGACUCCAUGGACCAGGAGAUCAAGUUCUUCAAGUGUCUCUAUGAAGCCGAGAUCGCUCAGAUCCAGUCCCACAUCAGCGACAUGUCUGUCAUCCUGUCCAUGGACAACAACCGGGACCUGAACCUGGACAGCAUCAUUGAUGAGGUCCGUGCCCAGUAUGAGGAAAUCGCCCUCAAGAGCAAGGCCGAGGCCGAGGCGCUGUACCAGACCAAGUUCCAGGAGCUGCAGCUGGCGGCUGGCCGGCAUGGGGAUGACCUCAAAAACACCAAGAACGAGAUCUCGGAGCUCACUCGGCUCAUCCAGAGGAUCCGCUCAGAGAUUGAGAAUGUGAAGAAGCAGGCUUCCAAUCUGGAGACGGCCAUUGCUGAUGCCGAGCAGCGGGGGGACAAUGCCCUGAAGGACGCCCGGGCCAAGCUGGAUGAGCUGGAGGCUGCCCUGCACCAGGGCAAGGAGGAGCUGGCUCGGAUGCUGCGCGAGUACCAGGAGCUCAUGAGCCUGAAGCUGGCCCUGGACAUGGAGAUCGCCACCUACCGCAAGCUGCUGGAGAGCGAGGAGUGCCGGAUGUCAGGAGAAUUUCCCUCCCCCGUCAGCAUCUCCAUCAUCAGCAGCACCAGCGGCAGCGCUGGCUAUGGCUACCGGCCCAGCUCGGUCAGCGGAGGCUACGUGGCCAACAGCAGCAGCUGCAUCUCCGGAGUGUGCAGUGUCCGCGGUGGGGAGGGCCGGAGCCGGAGCAGCACCAGCGACUCCAAGGAUGCCCUGGGGAAGGGCUCCAGCCUGAGCGCCCCCUCCAAGAAGGCCAGUCGGUAGAGAGGGCUGCCCCAUGCCCCUCCGCCGUCCCUGUGUCCCGCAUCUGGCUCCCCCAGCCACUGUCAGCCCUACCCCAACCCUGCCAGCCCUGCUCUUGUACCUCUGGUGCUGGACUUGGCCACCUACUCCUCCCAACCUGUGUCUUCCCCAGCCUGGAUGGUGUGGACGACUAAGCUUGGUGAAAUUCCUCUCUGCACCAGCUGGUGUUUGCCUCCUUGGCUGUGGUCCCCCAGCCAUGCCACCAGCGCAGCCCCUGGUUCCCAGCCUUCUGUCCUCUGCACAGCUUCUGGCUCAGUUGCUAAUUACUCUGUCUGGCUCCAUGGAUCUCAGACUGAGACCCCCUUUCACACUGGGGCCUUUGUCCCAGCUCCUGCCCCAUGAGGGGAGCUGGUUCUGUGUUCAGGAAAAAGAGGGCUGGAGGGUAAAUGACCAGGCGAGGCCAUCCCCACCCCACCCUGGCUGUCUCGCGGCUCAUUCUGAGUGGACCAAGUGCAACCCAGGGUCUCUUUCUCCCCUCUCCUGCAUCCACAAGCAGAGAAGAGGAGGCCCGUUCCUUUCUCCUUUCUUCUUAAAGGCCCUCCCACUGCAUCCUCAAUAAACAGCAGAGUCUGAUGGCUUGGUCUCUGAGUAA
Messenger RNA from Vicugna pacos (alpaca), 2290 nucleotides. Its product is annotated as keratin, type II cytoskeletal 71. Gene Ontology annotation, biological process: keratinization; intermediate filament organization. Gene Ontology annotation, molecular function: structural constituent of skin epidermis. The record is from RefSeq and is a predicted model, not a curated record. Gene Ontology annotation, cellular component: keratin filament. Lineage: Eukaryota; Metazoa; Chordata; Mammalia; Artiodactyla; Camelidae.